CCAGCAGAGGGCGGUAUGGCUUCCUCAUCAGCAAAUAAAACCCAUAUGAAGAAGUCUCUGAAGCGCUGUGGAACGAAGAUGUUUGGAAAAGAUUCGAGUCGACUUUCUGUGGAGAUGAAGCUGUGUCAGGCUCUCAGACAUGUAGACAGAUUCAGGACCGUGUUCGACUUUGGAGGCCGGGAGGUAGCUCACUGGUUCCCAGGACACAUGGCGAAAGGGCUGAAGCAGAUGAAAGCCAACCUGAAGAAUGUGGACUGCACUAUAGAAAUUCAUGAUGCCAGAAUCCCCUUGUCUGGAAGAAACCCCAUAUUUCAGGACACGCUGAAUGUCAGACCACAUCUUCUUGUUCUGAACAAGAUGGACCUCGCUGAUCUGUCCAACAAGCCGAAAAUCCUGAAGAAACUAGAAAAAGAUGGAGUUAGGAAUGUUCUCUUCACAGACUGUUUGAAGCAAAGAGACGAGAACAUCAAAAAGUUGGUGCCAAUGGUAUUGGAAAUAAUUGAGACCAGUAACCGUUUUAACCGAGAGGAGAACAGAAAUUAUUGUUUGAUGGUGAUUGGAGUGCCCAAUGUGGGGAAGUCAUCACUUAUUAACUCACUGAGAAGAACAAAUUUAAAGAAAGGCCGUGCAUCCCGAGUGGGUGGGGAGCCGGGGAUAACUAAAGCAGUGCUGACAAAAAUUCAGGUAUCUGAGAGACCGUUAAUGUACCUGCUGGACACACCCGGCGUCUUACCCCCUAAAAUUGAGAGCGUGGAAACCGGCAUGAAGCUGGCUUUGUGUGGAACUAUCCUGGACCAUUUAGUGGGUGAAGAUGUUAUUGCCGACUACCUGCUCUUUUCUCUGAACAGGCUCGGAAAGUUUAGCUAUGUCGAGAAAUAUGACCUCCAAGAGCCAAGUGACGACAUCCAGCAUGUCCUCAAACGCAUUGCUGUGAAACUCGGAAAGACUCAGCGAGUCAAAGCCAUCACUGGAGUGGGAAAUAUCACAGUUACCAUCCCAAACUACACAGCAGCAGCUUACAAUUUCAUCAGAGCGUUCAGAAAAGGAGAGCUGGGACAAGUAAUGCUGGACUGAUCGGAGACAUUGUUAGAUCUAUUUCACCACUUGAAUGUCAACAUUGUUUAUUUCACCCCUGAUACGAUGCAGAGAUCAACGCCCACAUAUCCUUUGUAAAUAAAAGUAUUUAACUUA
Molecule: messenger RNA, 1191 nt
Organism: Girardinichthys multiradiatus
Lineage: Eukaryota; Metazoa; Chordata; Actinopteri; Cyprinodontiformes; Goodeidae
Gene: mtg1
Product: mitochondrial ribosome-associated GTPase 1
Exons: 12
Coding region: 16-1074 (352 amino acids)
Cellular component (GO): mitochondrion
Molecular function (GO): GTP binding; GTPase activity
Source: RefSeq, a predicted model, not a curated record